Molecule: messenger RNA, 1185 nt
Organism: Plasmopara halstedii
Lineage: Eukaryota; Oomycota; Peronosporomycetes; Peronosporales; Peronosporaceae
Product: prolyl aminopeptidase
Exons: 3
Coding region: 1-1185 (394 amino acids)
Biological process (GO): proteolysis
Cellular component (GO): cytoplasm
Molecular function (GO): aminopeptidase activity
Source: RefSeq, a predicted model, not a curated record
AUGAUGCUACGCUGUGUACGUGCCAAGACGCUGCAUAUUCGCGAUAUACAUGUACCCACAAGCCAUCACAAGUACAAACACUUCACUAUUUUAUCAAAUGGAAACAAACAUGGGCAAGCACGUCGUGCUGCACUUGGACUAUCCGCCGUGGCACUCACAUCCUUCGCAAGUUACUCUACGUUUACAUUUUUAGAAGCUGACAAGGUGAAACAACUUGAUGAGCCUCAGUAUCUUUCCAAUGGAGAAAAGUUUCUCUAUCCAAUGAUUCAACCAUUUAACACAGGCAUGCUUCAAGUCUCGCCAAUCCAUCAAUUAUAUUACGAAGAAUGUGGUAAUCCAUACGGCAAGCCUGUAAUUAUUAUUCACGGUGGACCAGGUGCUGGAUGCUCAAAUAAUAUGAGGCGAUAUCAUGAUCCACGUGUUUACCGUAUUAUACUAUUUGAUCAACGUGGUUCUGGACGUAGUAAACCUCAUGCAUCGCUACAAGAGAAUACAACGUGGCAUUUAGUCGAAGAUAUCGAAAAAUUACGCUGUCAUUUCAAUCUUACCAAGUGGCAAGUUUUUGGAGGAUCUUGGGGGAGUACCCUCUCGAUUACAUAUGCGAUUACUCACCCCACGCGAGUGACGGAACUUAUUUUACGUGGUAUUUUUCAUGUUCGUGAUGAAGAGAUUGCGUUUUAUUACCAGCAUGGAGCAAAUUUUCUCUAUCCGGAUCGAUGGGAAGCAUUUCGAGACGCGAUUCCUGAAUCUGAACGUGGUAAUUUAUUGAUGGCGUAUCAUAAACGUCUUACGAGUAAAGAUCCAAAGAUUCGUCUACCAGCAGCGUUAGCAUGGACGAGAUGGGAAAAAUCCACAAGCAAUUUGAUUCCUCCGUCGAAUGGAAUAAACAAUGACGAAAAGUUUGCUGAAGCUUUUGCUUGUAUUGAAAACCACUAUUUUGUCAACAAAGGUUUCUUUCCAACAAGAAAUUUUUUGAAUGAAAAUGUUGAAAAGAUUCGUCAUAUUCCAACUGUGAUUGUUCAAGGAAGAUACGACGUCGUAUGUCCGAUGAAAACAGCUUGGGAAUUUCAUAAAGCUUUUCCAGAAAGUGAUCUUCGUAUUGUGCAAACGGCUGGUCAUUCGGCUAUGGAACCAGGCAUUGCGAAGGAACUUGUUGAUGCUACCAACAAAUUCAAGGAUUUGUAA